Grus americana (Whooping crane) is the source of this 1669-nucleotide messenger RNA. RefSeq names its product 6-pyruvoyltetrahydropterin synthase (gene PTS). Gene Ontology annotation, cellular component: mitochondrion. Gene Ontology annotation, biological process: tetrahydrobiopterin biosynthetic process. Gene Ontology annotation, molecular function: 6-pyruvoyltetrahydropterin synthase activity. The transcript has 6 exons. The coding region runs from base 75 to 521 and encodes 148 amino acids. The record is from RefSeq and is a predicted model, not a curated record. NCBI's taxonomy places the organism in Eukaryota, Metazoa, Chordata, Aves, Gruiformes, Gruidae.
GCCGCCGCUCCGCCCCGGGGCCCGGAUGGAGCCGGCCACGCCAGCGCGCAAGCACCGCCCGCCGCGGCCCUGGCAUGGCACCGUCCGCAGCACGGCUGGCGCGGCUCUCCCGCACCGUGUCCUUCAGCGCCUGCCAUCGGCUGCACAGUAAAUCACUGAGUGAUGAAGAAAACCUAAAGCUGUUUGGGAAAUGCAACAAUCCGAAUGGUCAUGGACACAACUAUAAAGUUAUAGUCACGGUGCGUGGAGAGAUUGACCCAGUCUCAGGAAUGGUUUUAAACCUGACAGAACUGAAAGAAUAUAUGCAGGAGGCAAUCAUGAAACCUCUUGACCACAAAAACUUGGAUAAGGAUGUGCCGUACUUUGCUGAGGUUGUGAGCACCACGGAGAACGUUGCGGUAUUCAUCUGGGAAAACCUCAAGAAGCUGCUGCCCAUGGGAACUCUUUAUAAAGUUAAAGUGUAUGAAACGGACCAGAACAUUGUUGUUUAUAAAGGAGAAGAAACAAUCUCUGAGAAGUGAAAUGACAUUAAGUUCAAUUGAUCAGAAACUCUGCCGCAUAAUCAGAUCAGUGGAUUGCUUCAACCCUGCUCACUGUAUUUCCUCCACCUAGACAUUGGUUAUGUAUUACAUAAGGACAAAUGCAGAUGUUUCACAAGAAUUCUGCAGCAAUCUAGCAGUUCGGAUUCUCAGAAUUGGUUGUUUUGUCUGCUUUUUCUCAAGACAUUCCUGUUUUGCAAACCCAAACCACCAAACUGGUGUGAAAUUUACAAUGAUGCCAUGUUAAAUAAAGCAGCUUUCUAGGGAGGAGACUGCCUGGCACAAUGUAUGUCCUGUCCAGUCACAAAAGGCUUUGAUUUUUCUCUAAUUAAACAUUGGAUUCAUUUAUGAUUUCUAAUAACCUAGGCUUUGGUGUUGUUUUGUUUCUUGAUCAAAUAGAGAAACAUUCUUGAGAAUGAGAACUACAGGAUUCUCUUCUUUUUUUUCUUUUUUUUUUCGUUUUUUUUUUUUCCUUUUUUUUUUUUUCUUUGCUACAAGUUCAUUUCUUCCUGUGGCUAGCAGGUCUUUCUCCGUAUAAGGAACUGGUAUAAUGAGUAAUAUAGUUGUUUACAAAGCAAUUACCAAUCCAAACUGCAGAGCUAAAGAGAACAGUAUGUUGUUGAAAAGCAGCAUGGAAAGCUGAGGACACUGCGAAGCUGGAACAUCACAGCCCCACUGGUGUCAAGAGUGCCCUGAUGCAUGGGUGAAAGUGGAAGUAGGUGAGAACAAACCCCUAAAUACUGGUUAUCCAACUGGUGUCCCAAAGAUGCCACUCUUGUGAAGUUUUGCCGAGAGAACGCUUUUCAUCUUAGAAAAUUCUAGCUGAUUUUGUCUCAUUGUAUGCAAGUACUCUUUUAGAUACCCUGUGGUGCUAUGUCAGCUCAGGGCAAGUACAGACAUGUAGACAUAAUCCUCACCUUGCUGAGGAGUCAUCCCUGCUACAGGAGACUUUUCAUUCUGCAUCAGAUCAUGGGCAGCUGAAAUAGUAAGGGAGGACCUGUGAUACCUUGAGUCCAUAUCCACUGAAGCUCCCCGAAAGCUUGUUGGCACAAGCAGCCAGAUCAAGUAUGUUUUACUUAGGGAAGUUUUUGUGUUCUGUAGGAGCAGGAUUAAACUCUCCUUUCAUCCUU